AUGGUGAAAGCAGUAGAUGAAGUCUUGCACCAACUCGAGACCAAAUCUCGUUUGAUAGUGGAGGCAGGGAGAUUUGAUACACAGCAGAACGAUCGCAUUAUCGAAGCUCUUCAACUCUUGGCACAUGACGGGCCCAAUGUGGGAUCCCCGGCCUACAGGAAGAAAACGGUCUACACACAAUUUCUGAAGCUGGUCCAUGAGGCUGUUGGAACAAAUGGCGUGAUACUUUGUGCGGCUGGGCUAGGGGCCACCUACAUCGAGGCGAUGGGGAAACAGGCUCGUAGCGCCGUUCCGGGUAGACUGCAAGUCAAGCUGUCCCAAGAGUUCAUUCAAGUCGCGUCGAAACAUCAAGCCUUGAAAGACAGCCCGAUAGUCACAUUGGACCAGCAGACUGUCUCUGUGGACGGAAGACAGCCGCCCCCGACGCUGUACCUUGACCCAUUGGACAGUUUGAGGUCCUACCAGGAAUAUCGGCCGCUCUUUUGGGAUGACGUGCAGAUGUGUUUGGAAAAUCGCGCAGAGGGAAUGCCAAUGUUGUUCUCUAAUUAUUCGGGUAUCCCGGCAUAUGUGGCAUUUCCUAUCAGCUGGAAGGCUGAGAUGCACCUUCUCGCAAGAAAUCAUUGA
Messenger RNA from Pyricularia grisea, 624 nucleotides. RefSeq lists its product as uncharacterized. The record is from RefSeq and is a predicted model, not a curated record. The transcript has 2 exons. NCBI's taxonomy places the organism in Eukaryota, Fungi, Ascomycota, Sordariomycetes, Magnaporthales, Pyriculariaceae. The coding region runs from base 1 to 624 and encodes 207 amino acids.